Messenger RNA from Zerene cesonia (dogface butterfly), 1452 nucleotides. Its product is annotated as sodium channel protein Nach-like. The transcript is spliced from 11 exons. The coding region runs from base 1 to 1452 and encodes 483 amino acids. Gene Ontology annotation, molecular function: ligand-gated sodium channel activity. NCBI's taxonomy places the organism in Eukaryota, Metazoa, Arthropoda, Insecta, Lepidoptera, Pieridae. Gene Ontology annotation, biological process: sodium ion transmembrane transport. The record is from RefSeq and is a predicted model, not a curated record. Gene Ontology annotation, cellular component: membrane.
AUGGAUGAGAAAAUGAAUGGAAAGACGAUGGAGAUACACAGUAACAUAACAACCGUUCAUGGUGUAAAUAAUCUUCGUAAAAAGCAGCGCAAUCACAACGUCUGGUGCGCUCUGAUGUUAGCUAAUGUCAUAAUAACAGUCGCUUACCUGAUCAUUAUUAAAAACAAAUAUAACAACGACCACAUUGUAACUCGAAUAAACGCUAAUUGCAAAAUAAAUCAAGUGCCGUUCCCUUCAGUAACCAUUUGCAAUGUAAAUUUGGUUUCAAACAAACGAUCGAAAACUAUUGCUGAUAUACUAAAAUCAAACAACGUAACCCAAACGGAGGUACAACUCUUCCUACAAAACCUGCCAGAUCUCAAAGAAUAUCGCAAAUUAAAAGCGAACCAAUAUGACUUCUCCAAAGAGUUGGGAAUUUUGAAGCGGCAUUACUUCACCGUGGAGAGCGUUAUGGAAGAGGUGCAUCAAACCUGCGAGGAUUUACUCCUCCACUGCUCCUUCAAUAGAAAGGCCAAAGAUUGCAGCGAAUUGUUCAGAAUGAUCAAAACUUACGAGGGACAUUGCUGCGCUUUCAACUAUGCAGCUUUGAACGACGACACCGUCGACUCUGCAGAUGAUGAUGAUGACAUCGAACGCUACGAUGAUGAAUCAGAGAAUGAACAGAGUAGUAACAUCAUAGUCACUUCAGAGUCGGGAAGGGGAUCCGGUCUCAGUGUGAUACUAAAUGUGGAGCCAGAUGACUAUGGGAAGUGGUCACUAGUGCCUUUUUACGGAGCCAAGAUCCUAGUUUGUGACCCAAACGACUACCCAGAGGUGACAGUGCUUUAUAAAUAUAUCGGCAUUGGCGUGUCUGUGGACAUCAAGGUGGAACCGAUGAUAUUUCAAAGCGACGACGAGAUCCGGCGCAUAGACGUCAAAAAGCGUGGCUGCAUUUUCCACGAUGAGGGUCUGCUGGAGCACACUGACAGAUACUCCACCGAGACCUGCAUUACAGAGUGUAGGAUGAAGAUAUUUUUUACGAACUGUGGAUGUAUUCCGUACAAAUAUCCUAAAGAACGAGAAACUCGCAUCUGUGAAUUCAAAGAUCUGGAAUGCUUGAACAAAUUUAGAGGUAAUAUUCACUGUACUCAAGCAUGCUACAUGGAGUGCCGCGACAAGCGAUACACCAUUACAAGCGACGUCAUGCCGCUCGUCGCUGACUUUUACCCAUAUGACGUCAUUAAUGACCACAACUUGAGCGAAAUAACCACUCUCCAGGUAUACUUCGACAAGUCGACUUGUAACUGCUAUAAACAGAUGCUUCUCAUGGACCUCAGCUAUUUUAUUGCGACUUACGGAGGUAUUUUUUCGCUGAGCUUCGGUGCCUCGCUUCUCACUUGUUUUGAGAUAUUUUAUUUAUUUACUAAGUUUAUGAUGAAGUAUCUUUGGAGAAAAUUAAAGGAAAAUCGGUAA